CUUGCGACCACUCUUCCAACUAGACAAAAAUCAACAAGACCAUAGCAAUGAUUUUACUGUUUAUACAAUUUGUGGUUGUAUAAUUUUUAAUAUAGUGUUUGCGGUAAAAAUAAUCUUUGAUUAUUAAUUAAAUAACCCUUAUAUGUACUACAUAGUGACCCCUAAAAAUAGUGCGCCUUAACUUCUAACUGUAUACAACGUGUGUAUGUGUGUGAGUGUGAUAAAAAGCCAUAGCACACUUAGAUAAUGGGCAAAAUUAACAACAAGAACGGCGUUGAAAUAAUCCCCUUGAAUGAGGUAAACCACAGGAAUAAUCGUUCGAUAAAAAUGGAUAGAAUGCCCUACAUGUCUGACCCUACUUUAGUUCCUAGAGUACAAAAGUAUUUGGAAUCCAAUGUUGAUAAAACUUUUGUUGAUAUCAAUGUUAUGGCCGAUGAUUUGCAACGGAGCUACCGUGAAUAUGCCCGUUUGAAACGCAACGCAUUUAGGACACAAGUGAAAAAAGCCUACUCUAUAGUCCUCCAAAGCUAUGGCUUGGAGGAGCAAGACAACAGUUCCAGUGAGGAUGAGGACGACUCCGAUGAUAGUGCCCCCGAAGAGGGCACUUUUCACAACAACUCCCUAAACAACCAAUUGGUGAACUUGUACAACCGACCACAAGUCCCUAAACAAAUCGACGAAAAUGAACUAAUUGACAUAAGUAGUGACGAUUCAGAAGCACCAACUUACAAUGAUAAGCCGAGUAAUGGCCCUUCGACGUCACAAAAAGAACCCCAAACACUACUACCAACUUAUCAAAACAACACAAAUAGUAAAAAAAUCGAUGUGAGUAAAGAGCGGUAUCAGUUUAUGGGACGGAAACGCAAAUCUGACAGUGUGGCACUUACACCGUAUCAGAGUACACCAAAAAAGAAAAAAUCCCUAGCCACUUUACAGGAACCUUCAGUGUCUUUCAAAGACAUUGGGGGUAUGGAUAAAAUCCUGGAAGAUGUUUGCAAGUUGUUGAUUCAUGUGCGCCAUCCGGAGGUUUACAGACAGAUUGGGAUUUCGCCCCCGAGAGGGUUCCUCCUGCAUGGGCCCCCUGGGUGUGGCAAGACGCUUCUCGCCAACGCCAUCGCUGGGGAAAUCGGCGUGCCCUUGUUGAAAGUCGCCGCCCCGGAAUUAGUCGCCGGAGUUUCCGGUGAAAGCGAGGAACGAAUCCGGGAAUUGUUUGAACGUGCUAUUUUUUCCACUCCUUGUAUCCUAUUCAUCGAUGAAAUCGAUGCUAUUACACCGAAUCGACAAAAUGCCCAAAAAGAAAUGGAGAGACGAAUUGUUGCCCAAUUGCUUAGUUGCCUUGAUGACUUGAGUCAGAAUGAAUGUGGUGACAGAGUCCUGGUUAUUGGUGCUACAAAUCGUCCCGAUGCCAUAGACCCGGCCUUAAGACGAGCAGGUCGUUUUGACCGGGAAAUCUGUCUUGGUAUUCCCGAUGUUCAAGCUAGAGUCCAAAUUUUGAAAGUUUUAACAGCGAAAUUAAAAUUGAGUGAAGAUUUCGAUUAUGAAUUUUUGGCGAAACACACACCGGGUUAUGUGGGGGCUGAUUUAAUGUCAUUGACGAGAGAGGCGGCCAUGGCGGCGGUCAAUCGAAUGUUGAAUAAACUCAAAGAACAACACAAACUCGAAGAAAAACAAAAAGAAGAAACUGUUAAAGAAGAAAAUAAGAGCGAUCCUGAGAUUAUAGUUGACGAUGAACCGAAAACUGAACCACCAAAAGAACCACCAAUUGUUGUAAUUGACGAAGAAGUGAAACAGACUGAGACUGAGGUGGUCAAUGGUCAUCUUUUGACUGAAGAAGAACCAAGAACCAAGGAAGAACCAAUGCCUGUUGAUGUUGAAAAACAAAAUAAUCCACUCAAAGACUUGAUGAUGUGGUUGCAUGACAAAUCACCGAUUUCCAAUGAUGAUUUAACAUUAUUGUGUAUCACAAUGGAUGAUUUUAAUCAAGCUUUGAAAUGUGUCCAACCUUCGGCGAAACGUGAAGGUUUUGCAACAGUCCCUGAUGUUAGUUGGGACGAUGUGGGGUCUCUAAAUUCAAUCAGAGAGGAAUUACAAAUGGCUAUUUUAGCCCCCAUAAGACACAUUGAACAUUUCAAAGAAUUGGGGUUGAAUACCCCCACUGGUGUUUUACUAUGUGGGCCCCCAGGUUGUGGUAAAACACUCAUAGCCAAAGCUAUGGCCAACGAAGCCGGUAUUAAUUUUAUUUCAGUCAAAGGACCAGAACUUUUAAAUAUGUAUGUAGGUGAGAGCGAGAGGGCGGUGCGUGUUUGUUUCGAACGUGCCCGAAACUCCGCCCCUUGUGUUAUAUUCUUCGACGAAUUGGACGCGAUUUGCCCUAAAAGAUCGGACAGCAGAGAGGGCGGGGCUACGAUGCGUGUCGUUAACCAAAUGUUGACCGAAAUGGAUGGUGUGCAAGACCGACAAGGGGUUUACCUCCUUGCUGCGAGUAAUAGACCUGAUAUUAUCGAUCCGGCGGUCUUAAGGCCGGGCCGUUUUGACAAAAUCUUAUUUGUGGGUUUACCAACAGCAAAUGACCGGAUUGAGAUUUUGAGGGCUAUUACGAGAAAUGGUACAAGGCCUCGUUUAGCCCCCGAUGUAGACCUUGAAGCUAUAGCGACGUCGGAGCAAUGCCGGGGGUACACGGGGGCCGAUUUGGCAGCAUUGGUUAAAGAAGCCGGGAUUGUGGCUUUGAAGGAGUUUAUGUUGUGUGGGGACACGCAAAAAUCUUUGAUUGUUAAUAUGGAACAUUUUACUCGAGCUAUUGCGAAAAUUAGACCGUCUGUGCCUGAGAAGGAUCAAAAACAUUAUGAAAAAUUGCGGAAAAUGUACGCCGUUGUUCCUGAAAAUGAAGUAGAGGAGAUGGAAUAUUCUUAAACAGUAUUUGGGCCCCAAGACUCGAAUUUGAUUUGGUACUUUAGUGUUAUUUUUUUGUACAAUUAAGUCUGUACUGAUUUAAUUUAAAAAAUGUAGGAGUUACUAAAUGUUAUACACAUAUUUUUACCGUUCACACAACUAUUUUUAUAUUUGUGGUAAAUAGUUUACCGGUUAAGUUAUGUAUCUAAGGGUGACACAAAUAGUUGUAAAAAAGUUUAUAACGAGAGUGAAAUAAAAUUCAAAUUGUAGA
Molecule: messenger RNA, 3160 nt
Organism: Tribolium madens (black flour beetle)
Lineage: Eukaryota; Metazoa; Arthropoda; Insecta; Coleoptera; Tenebrionidae
Gene: smid
Product: nuclear valosin-containing protein-like
Exons: 9
Coding region: 247-2910 (887 amino acids)
Biological process (GO): ribosome biogenesis
Cellular component (GO): nucleus
Molecular function (GO): RNA binding; ATP binding; preribosome binding
Source: RefSeq, a predicted model, not a curated record